GAUUUUGGUAAAUAGUUGGAUUGAAAGAAUUAACAUAUGUAUUUUAUUGUAGAUGAUUUUAAAAAUGGCAAAAACAGCAAAAACGCUUUUAAGAAAAGAAAUAGCCGAAAAGUUAAAAGGUAUAUCAGCAGAAGAAAGGAAUAGGCAAUCAGAAAUAGUUCAGGAAAAGUUGUUUAGUUUACCAGAAUUUAAAUCUUCCAAAAGAGUAUCAGUGUUUUUGAGCAUGGAUACCGAAAUUAAUACAGAACCAAUAGUUCGCAAACUCUUUGAUGACGGCAAGGAAUGUUUUGUUCCAAGAUACACAAAAACUAAUAUGCAAAUGGUAAAGCUAACUUCAAUGGCGGAUUGGGAAAAUUUACCAUUAACCAAAUGGAAUAUAAAACAACCGUCAUUAACGGAAGACAGAGAAGAUGCCUUAAAAACUGGAGGGUUAGAUUUGAUUAUUUCCCCUGGAGUAGCCUUUACCAAAACUGGGUUACGUAUAGGUCAUGGAGGUGGGUAUUAUGACAAAUAUUUCCAAAAUUUACGGGACAACCAGAAAAAACCUGUAACAUUUAUAGGGGUGGCUUUUAGAGAACAGAUUGUAAAUGAUAUACCGGUAGAAAGCACUGAUAUUGCACUUGAUGCAGUUAUAUAUCCUGAAUAAAAAAAUAUGAAAUAU
Molecule: messenger RNA, 661 nt
Organism: Brassicogethes aeneus
Lineage: Eukaryota; Metazoa; Arthropoda; Insecta; Coleoptera; Nitidulidae
Source: the annotation of a GenBank genome assembly